CACCAUCACCAACAUCAAACAAACCACACCCGACCGAACGAUCGACCGAUUGACCGGCAUAACCUACAACAGGGCCCGGGAGCCCAAGACCAACAUCACCGCCACACGAGCGAGAUACACACCCACACACCAAACCCCUGCCAACCAGACCAACACCCCGAAAGAAAAGUAAAAAAAACAAAGGAAAAAUGACGGCCCCAACAAUAAAACUCCCCGCCCCGCUCUUCGCGCGCCUCUCGCCGCACCCCUUCCUGCUGCGCAACCUGACCGCGACCGCGGCCGCGGCCGACCCUGCCCGCCCGCCCGCCGCCCGCACCAACGGCCGCGGCACCAACGAGACGCGCCCGCUGCACGCCAAGGCCUCGUCGCUCUCCCACGCCCACGGCAGCUCCCUCGUCCGCCUCGGCGACACCACCGUCCUCUGUGGUGUUCGUGCGGAGUUGUUGCCGGUGGAGAGGAUUCCGCUGUUUCGGCCGGUGGAUAGGGUGGGGGAUGGGGAGAGGGGUGGUGGUGAUGGGGGUGAUGGUGGUGAUGGUGCUGGGGAAGGGGGGAGGGCGCUGUUGGGGAGGGGCGAGUUGAGGGAUUAUGAUCUGCUCGUGCCGAAUAUUGAGCUUGCCACGGGCUCGGCGCCGCAGUUCCUCCCCGGUGUGCCGCCUACCGCGCUCGCGCAGACGCUGUCGACGAGGGUGUAUUCGCUGCUGCAUUCUACGGGGCUGGUUGGGGUGGAGGAUUUGAGGGUUUGGAGCAAGCCUGGGAGUGGGGAGGGGGGGGAUACCGAGAUGGAGGGGGCGGGGGAAGCGCAGGAGGUGCAAGAGGGUGUGGAGGAAGAGGACAGGGUGGUCGCGUACUGGGUGCUGUACAUUGACCUGCUGUUCGUGUCGUUCGACGGGAACCCGUUUGACGCGGCCUGGGCGGCGGUCGUGGCGGCGCUGAGGAACACGUCGCUGCCUGUCGCGAGGUGGGACCCCGAGCGGGAGAUGGUGGUGUGCUCAAGGACGGAAAAGAGGCAGUUGAACGUCAGGGGGCUGCCGGUGGCGUGUACUGCUGCCGUUUUUGAGGAGAAGGAGCUGGGCGAGGUGGGGACGGGCGUUGUUGAGGGCAGGCAUUGGCUGCUCCUCGAUCCGGAUAGGCUGGAGGAGACUCUCUGCCGAGAGGCGAUUACCAUGGUGGUGGAUUGCAGCGACGGGGAGACGAGGAUCAAGAGCAUCGAGAAGCAGGGCGGCACGACGAUUGGGAGGGAGCUAAUCCGCGGGUUUGCGGUGAUUGCGGAGAAGAGGUGGAAGGAGGUUCAGGGAGCCAUGAAGUGAGGAUUGUGGGUUUGAUUAAGAAAAUGGACCAAGUACAUACAGCUGAUACCCGGUGGAGGUUAUUGAUUUGGCGCGUAGUUUCGUGGCUUACAGCUCA
Messenger RNA from Chaetomium fimeti, 1404 nucleotides. RefSeq names its product ribosomal protein S5 domain 2-type protein. Bases 189 to 1307 code for a protein of 372 amino acids. Gene Ontology annotation, molecular function: mRNA 3'-UTR AU-rich region binding. Gene Ontology annotation, biological process: U5 snRNA 3'-end processing; TRAMP-dependent tRNA surveillance pathway; nuclear mRNA surveillance. Gene Ontology annotation, cellular component: nuclear exosome (RNase complex); cytoplasmic exosome (RNase complex). The record is from RefSeq and is a predicted model, not a curated record. The transcript has a single exon. Lineage: Eukaryota; Fungi; Ascomycota; Sordariomycetes; Sordariales; Chaetomiaceae.